Molecule: messenger RNA, 2125 nt
Organism: Amaranthus tricolor (Joseph's coat)
Lineage: Eukaryota; Viridiplantae; Streptophyta; Magnoliopsida; Caryophyllales; Amaranthaceae
Exons: 3
Coding region: 246-1913 (555 amino acids)
Source: RefSeq, a predicted model, not a curated record
ACUAAAAAAAAGUACACUUUGGAAGUUUCUCAUUUUCUCUCACCUAUCUUCAUUUUACCCCUAAAUUUCCAAAUUUAGUACAUUUUUUUAGUAUCUAGGGUUUUUUCCCUGUAAAAAACUGAAAUUUUUUACUCUAAUUCAUCUAUUCACCUCUUUUUCUUAAUGGGGUUUUCAAUUCUUUUGAAUCCCACCAAACCUCGCAAAAUUUCUCCCCAAAAUUGUUCUUUGUUUGAGUGAAAAUUCCAAUGGAUCAGUCACUAAUUUUUGAAUUAAGUUCCGAUGAUGAAGUUGGUUUCGAUAAUUCUCCCACUGUUGACAAUUUUGGUUGGAUAACAAAGCUUCUUGAAGAUGAUAAUUCUGAUGAAAUUGUGUCUAAUUCUAAUGGAAGACUCCUUAUCACUAAUAAUGGUGUUAAUAAUGAUGAAGAUGACUCCGACGACGUUGUUGUUGUGGGUGAAGUGAUUGUUGUUCAAAAGCCAAAAAAGCCGAAAGCGUUGUCGCCCAGAAUUGACGAUGAUGAGGAUGAUUGUAUUGUGUUGGAUGGUGACCCAGAUAAACCUAAAGGCGAUGCUAAAAAAUCUGGACAAGAAGACGAUUUGGACGACUCAGAUGAUCUGCUUAUUGUUGGUGAAAAGGGUCAGGUUGCAUGCAGAGAUUAUCCCCAUGCGCGACAUUCUUGUGCAAAAUUUCCUUUCAGUUCUACACCACAUGAAAACCGCUGUGCUUUGUGUCAUUGUUAUGUUUGUGACUCAGUUGCUCCAUGCGACCAUUGGGGAUCUGGAGUCUUAACUACCGAUCACUGUCAUGCUACAGACAAGGAAGAAUACUGGAAGCAAGAGAGGAAAAGCUUCAGGCAGAUGAAGAAUCCAGGUCCCAUGUCAAUCUCUAAACCUAUUGUCGAAUCUUUCCUUCAACCUUCACAAUUGCAUCCGGUUCUUACAGGACCCAAUCAACUUUUGAGGGCAAAGUCUACCCAUGGGAUGUCUUCAACUGACGUUAGAUUAUCAAAUAGAUUACAGACAAAUCAGAUUGCUAGACAACUUCUUGGGACUCGUAACGUUCAAAUCCAGGCCAAUAGAGUUGCACAUCUGAAUCCUAGAACUAGAAUGGUCCCUUCUCGUCCGAUUUUCAAGAGGGCUGGAUUUACAAGGAGGCCUGGUGAUGCGUAUCAACCUACUUGCUACGCACAAGACAAUGUUCGUGUAGCAUGCAUAGAGCAGCCGCUUCAGCUCUUAACAGGACAAAACAAUCCCACCAACUCAAGGGCUCCAUUCCUUCACUUGGAUUUAAAUCCCAAUUGUUUAUCUUCAAGCACAAGCAGUAUGUCCCCUGUUUCUCAAGGAUAUAAUCAGCCUAGUCCACAUACCUCAACUUUGCUUUUUCAUGGAUAUGGUCAGUCUGCUGCUGUAGCAAGUGAUACCGUCAACUCAUUCACAUGCACGAACCAAACACAGAGUGUACCUGUUCAAAUUCUUCCUUGCAGUGAACAUUCAGCUGGAUCUCAGAAUAUUUUUGAUCCGGCUCCUGACAUUUUAAGCAGUGUUACACCGAUAAGCCUUCAAAUUUCAACUGAUCAAGCUUAUUGUAGUCCAAUUCUUUCUAGUAGUACAUCUACACCAAACAAUGACACUUUGAACUGUCAGCAGUUAGCAGCAAAUAACUCUCCAUUUGGAGUUGUGCCUAUGCAUGAAGUCUCGACGUCAAUGCAGCAGAACGUGCCAAUCUCGGGUGAUGCUGAAAAUUUGGAGUUUGAUUUUGAAAAUUGGCUCGACAAUAUUGGAUCCGUUCUUGGUCCAAAAGACGACGGUUUUGUGUCUGAUACAAACAACCAAGCUUCCAUGCCUGAGCCUCUUGAUACAGGUAUGCUCUAUUUUGAUUUCGAGACUUCUUGGAAAGGGCUGACUCGUUUAUAGGCGUAACUUUCGGUUCCUGCUGCAGUAGUUAACUUACAUGGUUUUAAAAUCAGACCUGGUUCGUGCUGGGGUUUGGGCCAACUGUAGCCUUUUUUGUAUAGUUUGAUAUGGAGUUGGUAAAAUUUAUUUUCUUCUAGACUUCAGAAUAAUUGUACAUAAGUUAAAAAAAAUGCAUAUGAUCAAUUUGCUGUAUUUGAUGGUAACUUUAUUUA